This is a messenger RNA of Hippocampus zosterae (dwarf seahorse), 1587 nucleotides long. RefSeq names its product ribonucleic acid export 1 (gene rae1). Lineage: Eukaryota; Metazoa; Chordata; Actinopteri; Syngnathiformes; Syngnathidae. The coding region runs from base 191 to 1297 and encodes 368 amino acids. The record is from RefSeq and is a predicted model, not a curated record. Gene Ontology annotation, molecular function: ubiquitin binding; RNA binding. Gene Ontology annotation, biological process: RNA export from nucleus; transcription-dependent tethering of RNA polymerase II gene DNA at nuclear periphery. Gene Ontology annotation, cellular component: nuclear pore. The transcript is spliced from 13 exons.
CAGCACACCGUCCUCCUGUCCUGGCCCAAUGCGUCAUUAAACUGCGACGCCGCGCAAAACAAGCGCCACAUUUUUUUCGGCUUUUGCGCCGAAUAAAUUCGUUAUAUUCGUCUCAAUAUCAGAGUCAAGAUUGGGGUAGGAGGUGAACGAGUUCGAAGCCAGGUCGGAUCAGGAAUUACGGUAAUGCGCCAUGAGUUUAUUUGGCACAAAUUCCGGUUUUGGAACAACGGCAACCGGCGUUUUUGGGAGCUCGACGGCUGACACGCACAAUCCUAUGAAGGAUGUCGAAGUGACUUCCCCACCAGAUGACAGCAUCAGCUGUCUGGCUUUCAGCCCCCCGACCAUGCCUGGGAAUUUUCUCAUUGGAGGCUCCUGGGCGAAUGAUGUUCGGUGCUGGGAGGUGCAGGACAAUGGGCAAACUGUCCCCAAAGCUCAACAGAUGCACACAGGUCCCGUGCUUGAUACAUGCUGGAGUGAUGAUGGGAGUAAAGUGUUCACUGCUUCCUGUGACAAGACAGCCAAGAUGUGGGAUCUGAACAGCAAUCAAGCGAUGCAGAUUGCCCAGCACGAUGGCCCAAUCAAGUCGAUCCACUGGAUAAAAGCGCCCAACUACAGCUGCGUCAUGACCGGGAGUUGGGACAAAACACUGAAGUUUUGGGACACCCGCUCUCCCAAUCCUAUGAUGUCCCUGCAGAUGCCCGAAAGAUGUUACUGCGCCGACGUUGUGUACCCCAUGGCGGUGGUGGCCACAGCGGAGCGGGGUCUGAUUGUGUACCAGUUGGAGAACCAGCCGUCUGAAUUUCGCAGACUCGAAUCGCCUCUGAAGCAUCAGCACCGCUGUGUGGCCAUUUUCAAGGACAAGCAGAACAAGCCCACCGGCUUUGCGCUGGGAAGCAUCGAGGGACGCGUCGCCAUCCACUAUAUCAACCCUCCCAACCCAGCCAAGGACAACUUCACCUUCAAGUGCCACAGGUCGAAUGGAACCAACACAGCCACCCCACAGGACAUCUACGCCGUCAACGCCAUUUCCUUCCAUCCCGUUCACGGAACUUUGGCGACCGUCGGCUCCGAUGGUCGCUUCAGCUUUUGGGACAAAGACGCCCGCACCAAGUUGAAGACGUCGGAGCAGCUGGACCAGCCCAUCACGGCCUGCUGCUUCAACCACAAUGGCAACAUCUUUGCGUAUGCGUCCAGCUAUGACUGGUCAAAGGGCCACGAGUACUACAACCCCCAGAAGAAGAACUACAUUUUCUUGAGGAACGCCGCGGAGGAGCUGAAGCCUCGGAACAAGAAAUGAUUCUCCUUGCCAAGUCACAUCUGGUGUGGGGACACGCAGACAGCCAGAUGAUUGCGGUUGCGUAUAUGCUCAAGUAAGACUCAUUCCUUUUGACACCUGGACCAGGUGAUGUGGUGCCACUUCCUGUCCAUGGACCAAUCAGAGAGGCCUACACAAAAAUGGUUGUCGUACGUUUGGAGGGUUUGUCAUUCAUUUACAUCCGGGUAGGCUUUCUUUUUUUAAUUUCUUUUUUUUUUAAUACACAUUUCCAAAUGGAAUGUUGAUGUAUAAUAAACAAGUAAGUGGAGACA